AGGAGUUGACUAAAAUGGCUGCAGGAAGAGCCAUCCACCAGCUACGCAGGGAGGAGAAGAAAAAGGGUAGAGAGAUAGGGAGGGAGAGGGGCGGAGAGGCAUUCAGGCAUCUCCGUGUCUCUCUCGCGCGUGCUCUCUUCCUAGCCCCCAUACUCUCUUUUCUUUCGAAGCCCACAAAGUAGAGUAACCCUCGUCUCCUCGGUUUCGACGCCCGACUCCGUUCGAUUCCGGCAGCUCCUCCGCUGUCUCGGGGAUCCGAUCCUCCGUCGUAGCUCGGUUUUGGAUUUCUUGUGUUCGUGCCCCAGUAGAGUUUGGUUGGGAUCUAAUGGACCAGUACGAGAAGGUGGAGAAGAUUGGGGAAGGGACCUACAGAGUGGUGUACAAGGCUCGAGACCGUCCGACCAAUGAGAUGAUAGCUCUGAAAAAGAUUCGCCUGGAGCAAGAAGAUGAGGGAGUUCCCAGCACAGCCAUAAGAGAGAUCUUCCUCCACCCAGGUGUUUCUGGUGUGAAAUCACUAAGAGCCUGGCUACUUUGGCAUCUGCUGAUGAAGCUGAGCAUGGCCUACCAUGUCCAAUCUAUCCUUGGCCUCACAAAGGCAUUCUUAGUUCCUAUGACCACGCAUCCAUACACUGAAGUGGAGACAAAGGCUAUGGCAGCUGAGGUUGAGGUGGUUGAUGGGCCAAAUGGUGAAGGUGAAAUGUUCACACGUCCUAGUAAAGGUAAAUUAAGCGAUCGUUUCCCUCAGCCAUAUCCAAAUGAACAAGCAGCAAGAUUUGCCAAUGGAGGAGCAUAUCCUCCAGACUUAAGCAUUAUCACCAAGGCACGACACAAUGGCCAAAACUAUGUUUUUGCCCUACUCACGGGAUAUCGUGAUCCUCCUGCAGGUGUUUUGAUUCCUGAUCCUUCAAAUGCUCGCAUAGAUGAUGAUGAUGGAGUUGAAUCUCGUCCCUGAUACUUUGUAGAUUGUUUUUUAUGAAGUUUGAUAUGUAAAAGUACAUUGUAAUUCAUAACUUUUUAUGUAAAUUUAUAUUUCGAAUGAUCUAAAUGUUUGUCAAUAUCAAUGUAAUUUGAAUGUUUGGUUCA
This is a messenger RNA of Phoenix dactylifera (date palm), 1083 nucleotides long. The record is from RefSeq and is a predicted model, not a curated record. NCBI's taxonomy places the organism in Eukaryota, Viridiplantae, Streptophyta, Magnoliopsida, Arecales, Arecaceae.